Molecule: messenger RNA, 3102 nt
Organism: Cotesia congregata
Lineage: Eukaryota; Metazoa; Arthropoda; Insecta; Hymenoptera; Braconidae
Source: the annotation of a GenBank genome assembly
AUGUCUAGUGUUGAGGUGGUGGAGAGUUCCGUUGACCCUCCAACCAAGAAGCGACGCGUUGCUGCUACAACGGGAGGUGCCGACGACUCAGUAAGCACGCCAAUAAUGGCCAAGAACGGCUCAACUCCUCAAACAAGAGGAUCAGCUGGAGAUGGAAGCACUAAUUUACCAACAACCAGCGGAGACAUCGACGAGGGACUGUACUCGCGCCAGCUGUACGUCCUGGGGCACGACGCGAUGAGGCGCAUGGCGUCCUCAGACGUUUUGAUCUCCGGUUUGGGAGGAUUGGGAGUCGAGGUGGCCAAGAACGUCAUCCUCGGAGGAGUGAAGUCAGUUACGCUUCAUGAUAAAGUAAAUUGCACUAUUUCAGACUUGGGAUCUCAAUUUUACCUCACAGAAGCUGAUAUUGGUAAAAACCGAGCUGUAGCUUGCUACCAGCGCCUCUCCGAGCUUAACAACUACGUCCCGACCCGGUACCAUGAAGGAGAGCUCGAUGAAGAUUUUCUAAAAAAAUUCAAAGUCGUCGUACUUACAGAGACUACUUUGGAAGAUCAGCUCAGAGUUUCUUCCAUCGCUCGGGCUAAUAACAUCGCUUUGAUAAUUGCAGACACUCGCGGUUUGUUUGCUCAAGUGUUCUGCGACUUUGGUCCGGCUUUUACUGUCGUAGACACCACUGGAGAGCCUCCAGUUAGUGCUAUGAUCGCUAGUAUCACUCGAGAUGCUGAAGGAGUUGUUACUUGCCUGGAAGACACUCGUCAUGGAAUGGAGGACGGAGAUUACGUCACUUUCUCAGAAAUCCAAGGAAUGACUGAGUUGAACAAUUGCGAGCCCAAGAAAAUUAAGGUCCUAGGUCCUUAUGCUUUUUCAAUUGAUGAUACUUCGUCCUUCAGCGAGUAUGUAAGAGGGGGAAUUAUUACCCAGGUGAAAAUGCCGAAGGUGGUUAACUUUAAGGAACUUGGAGAGUCUCUACGACAGCCGGAAUUUAUUAUGACUGACUUUGGAAAGUUUGAUCAUCCUGAGCAGCUGCAUUUGGCUUUUAUUACUCUUCAUGAGUAUGUUAAAACUCAUGGCAAGUUCCCGAGAGCAUGGAAUCAAGAAGAUGCUGAUGCUUUUGUUGCUUUGGCGGAGACUGUUAAGGCUAAGCAUGGAAUUGAAACUGAAGUUAAGAAGGAAUUGUUGGAGACUUUUGCGAAAAUUUCAGUGGGUAAUUUCAAUCCUAUGAACGCUAUUAUUGGGGGAAUUGUUGCUCAAGAAGUCAUGAAAGCUUGCUCAGGUAAAUUUUCUCCAAUAUUCCAAUGGCUGUACUUCGACGCAAUUGAAUGUUUACCUCAAGACCGCUCAGAGAUUGUUGAAGAAGACUGCAUGCCUCGAAACUGCCGCUACGACUCCCAGAUCGCAAUCUUCGGUCGUAAAUUCCAGUCCAAAAUCGGAGGACUUAAGUACUUUGUCGUAGGAGCUGGAGCAAUUGGUUGUGAGCUGCUGAAGAACUUCGCGAUGAUUGGCGUGGGAGCUGAGAACGGUUGCGUAACAAUCACAGACAUGGACCUGAUAGAAAAGUCCAAUUUGAACCGUCAAUUUUUGUUCCGACCCGCUGAUGUCCAGAAAGCUAAGUCCUCAACUGCAGCCAGGGUGGUCAAAGGAAUGAACCCGAGCAUGAAUGUUAUAGCUCACGAGAACCGCGUUGGAACAGAAACAGAGAAGGUAUACAACGAUGAAUUCUUCGAAGUCUUAGACGGAGUUGCCAACGCGCUGGAUAAUGUUGACGCAAGAAUUUACAUGGACCGUCGGUGUGUCUACUACAGAAAGCCGCUGCUGGAGUCCGGAACUUUAGGGACUAAAGGGAACACUCAGGUGGUGGUUCCUUUUCUUACUGAGUCUUACAGCUCUUCUCAAGAUCCUCCGGAGAAAAGUAUUCCUAUCUGCACGUUGAAGAACUUCCCGAAUGCUAUCGAGCACACUCUUCAGUGGGCAAGGGACAAUUUUGAAGGAUUAUUCAGGCAAAAUGCCGAGAACGCUGCUCAGUACAUCAACGACUCCCAGUUCGUUGAAAGAACUCUUAAACUUCCUGGAGUCCAGCCUCUGGAAGUCCUGGAGCUGGUCAAGACUGCUCUGGUUGAUGAGCGACCCAAGAGCUUCGUGACUUCCAGCGGCCAGCCCUUCUGGUCAGGACCCAAGCGUUGUCCAGUGCCACUAGAAUUUGACGUCAACGAUCCUCUUCACCUGGACUACGUAGUAGCGGCUGCUAAUCUCAAAGCAGCUGUUUAUAGCAUGCCAGCAAAUCGCAACCGGGAAGAAAUCGCUCGGAUUGCCAGCACCGUUGAGGUCCAGCCUUUCACGCCUAAAUCAGGAGUCAAGAUCGCUGAGACCGACGCCCAGGUCCAGGUGUCCAACGGAAGCGGCAGUGUUGACCACGAAAGGCUCACCCAAUUAAUUGAAGAGCUGCCGAAACAAAACGAGCUCAAAGAUCUUGUAAUUAAUCCUCAAGACUUUGAGAAAGAUGAUGACUCUAAUUUCCACAUUGACUUUAUUGUCGCGGCUUCUAAUUUACGUGCUACUAACUACCGCAUCCCUCCUGCUGAUAGACACAAGAGCAAGCUCAUUGCUGGGAAAAUAAUCCCCGCAAUUGCUACAACUACUUCUGUAGUAGCUGGGCUAGUUUGUCUUGAACUGAUAAAAUUAACUCGCGGGUUCAAAGAUCUUGCGCUUUACAAAAAUGGGUUUGUUAAUUUAGCACUGCCUUUCUUUGGGUUCUCAGAGCCGAUCCCGGCUCCCAAGCUCAAGUACUACGACACAGAGUGGACUCUCUGGGACAGAUUUGAAGUUAAAGGCGAGCUCACGCUGAAAGAAUUCUUGGAUUACUUCCAGAAUGAACACAAUCUGGAGGUCACUAUGCUUUCUCAGGGGGUUUGCAUGCUCUACUCGUUCUUCAUGGCUGCUGCCAAGCGGGAUGAACGCAUGGGACUCCCCAUGUCUGAGGUCGUCAGGAAGGUCUCCAAGAAGAAGCUGGAUCCACAUGUUCGCGCUCUGGUCUUUGAGUUGUGCUGCAAUGAUAAGAAUGGAGCUGAUGUUGAAGUUCCUUAUGUUCGGUACACUUUACCUUGA